Messenger RNA from Plutella xylostella (diamondback moth), 622 nucleotides. RefSeq lists its product as uncharacterized. The record is from RefSeq and is a predicted model, not a curated record. NCBI's taxonomy places the organism in Eukaryota, Metazoa, Arthropoda, Insecta, Lepidoptera, Plutellidae.
GUUUAAAACGUGCUAAUUUAAAUUAAGAACCUCAUUCAUCGAUCGUCAACUGUCAAGCGUUGAUCAAAGACUCUGUUAUAAUAACUUAAACAUCAGUAAUGGUGAAUCUACCUACACAUACAGCUAGCGAGAGCUACAGACAUAACUACAGGCCUAGAAGCCACCACUUGUGGGGGUCCCGGUAUGGGAAGGAACUGCAGAUGGCUCGGCAGAAGAAGGAACCAGCUUGUCUGAUAGAACUUGAGGACCUGGCUUCAAGAGCAGCUUCACAGAUGGACAAGUGGGGCUCUUCGCCCAAUCACAAGGAUAUCGCUACACGACUACUGAGACAGCAAUACAAUAUGGAGUUUAAAAUUAAAUGUCACAACUGCAGUGGAACCCACGAUCAAGAUGAAAUCUAUGCCCCUGAGAGAUGAAAGAAAGCAAAUGUAUCUUAUUAAGUACCUAUUAUACAGGGUAGAGUUUAUUAUGAGACUAAAAAUUGCAUGUAAGGCCAAAGUUUUUUAGAAGAUACUUUUUUCAUAUUUAUAAUAGAUUUAGAAAUGGUGUUAUAGUUUUAGUUGUUUGAUCAUAGUAAACUUGUUAUUUAAUAUCACAUGAUUAAUAUAUUUCGUAAUAAAUA